This is a messenger RNA of Tarenaya hassleriana, 599 nucleotides long. RefSeq names its product histone H4. Gene Ontology annotation, molecular function: structural constituent of chromatin; protein heterodimerization activity; DNA binding. The coding region runs from base 136 to 447 and encodes 103 amino acids. The record is from RefSeq and is a predicted model, not a curated record. NCBI's taxonomy places the organism in Eukaryota, Viridiplantae, Streptophyta, Magnoliopsida, Brassicales, Cleomaceae. The transcript has 2 exons. Gene Ontology annotation, cellular component: nucleosome. Gene Ontology annotation, biological process: nucleosome assembly.
AUUGGACAGAGCCCUUUAUAAGACGAGUCGCCGGCUCUUCACCAUGUCUUCCUUCAUUUAUCACUUCUCUGAUUAUCGGUUUGCUUUCUUCUGCGUCCUAGUUCAGAUCUUCCGUUUCUCAUCACCUCAUUGAAGAUGUCGGGAAGAGGAAAGGGAGGGAAGGGGCUGGGAAAGGGAGGAGCGAAGAGGCACAGGAAGGUGCUGAGGGACAACAUCCAAGGGAUCACGAAGCCGGCGAUAAGGCGGCUGGCUCGGAGAGGAGGAGUGAAGCGCAUAAGUGGUCUGAUCUACGAGGAGACCAGAGGGGUCCUGAAGAUCUUCCUCGAGAACGUUAUCAGAGACGCUGUCACGUACACCGAGCACGCCAGGAGGAAGACGGUCACCGCCAUGGAUGUCGUCUACGCCCUGAAGAGGCAGGGCAGGACCCUCUACGGCUUCGGCGGUUAGAUUUCGUUAGGCUUCUUAAAGAACUGGCCGGUAUAUGGCUACAAUGUGUAAUAGCUUUCUUGGGAAAGCUUCAUACGAUUUAAAAGCCAAUCAUCAUCUAAGAAAACUGCUAUAUUUUCUCGCAAGGAAUUAAUGCUAUGUCCUUUUCUCGA